UCUCUCUCUCUCUCUUUUGUGUUAUGCCUUGCAAGUGCAGAUUUGCGUGUUUGCCGCGACACUACUAUUGGGCCUGCAUUAUCAUAGACAUAAUCAUUUUGAUUGUUUAUCUGGAGGAUGCGCGAGAGAAUAUUUACAUUAUCCAGAGCAUACCCGUGACCUUUAGUUAUCUGCCGUGUUUUGCGGUCAUGGUCCUGCUGCAUUUGCUUAGCCUCAUUCUGCUCAUUGUGGACGCCAUUCUGGUGUACAAAGUCAAGUUUAAUGCUCCCGAAUUGUGGGUGGGCAUCUUCGUGGUCGUUGGUGUCUGCCCCCUAAUGCUCGGAACGUAUCUGUUCCACGAUCUGUACGACAUCUUCAGCGUGGUGUACAUGUUCAACACCAAACAGCUGAACGACACCGAAGAGAUGUACAAAUGCUGCGGCAUGCUGGGGCCAGCGGACUACAAUUAUCCGCGGCGUACGGGGCCGGAGACCUGCUACCGAAACAAGACGGUGACCCAUGAGAAUCUCUACAAGCGGGGCUGUGUCGGUGCCAUGUUUCCCGGCUGGACCGUCUUCUUCCUGUGCAAUGCCUAUGCCUACAGCUUCAUUAUGGUCAUUGUGCUGUUGGUCCUGCACUUUCGCAUGAAGGCCCUUUACCAGUUGAUUCGCGAGGAGGUGGAAAGGGGCCGCGUGAGCCGCAGAAGCUUCUGGGUCUGAAGUUCAGACUCCAGCAAAUGUCCACCACCCGUAAUGAAACUGCAGCAGCAGCCGCCAAAGCCAAAGCCACAGCCGCCCACGGCAUCCGGCGAGACUCUGGUUAGCCGCAGGGGCAACCACAGACACAGCGACACCGGUGCAAAUGCCUUUUAAUUUGUCAAAAGCCUAAAAUAUGAAAAUUAAAUGAGAAACCAAAGU
This is a messenger RNA of Drosophila subobscura, 896 nucleotides long. RefSeq lists its product as uncharacterized. The transcript is spliced from 3 exons. Lineage: Eukaryota; Metazoa; Arthropoda; Insecta; Diptera; Drosophilidae. Gene Ontology annotation, cellular component: membrane. The record is from RefSeq and is a predicted model, not a curated record. Bases 24 to 698 code for a protein of 224 amino acids.